This is a messenger RNA of Aricia agestis (brown argus), 2669 nucleotides long. RefSeq lists its product as uncharacterized. Bases 121 to 978 code for a protein of 285 amino acids. The transcript has 2 exons. The record is from RefSeq and is a predicted model, not a curated record. NCBI's taxonomy places the organism in Eukaryota, Metazoa, Arthropoda, Insecta, Lepidoptera, Lycaenidae.
GGGCCGGCGCGCCUCAGCGAGGACAGAGGACGUUAGCCCGCGCGGCACGACGCGCGACUCGUGGCAGUGCAGUUAUGUGUAUGUGAUGUGAACAAGUUUUUAUCGGAUUAUACGAGCACUAUGAGCGAAACGGCGCUAAAGGAGGAUCCCCUCACGAGGAUCCAGAGGGAGAUAAUAGAAGUCACGGAGAGGGAGAGGGAGUUCAAGGAGGGACACUUCCGGGUGAACCGGCUCAUGUCGGAGUCCACCAUCGAGGUCAGCAAACAGAACGGACACGUUAAUGGAACCGACAAGCAGAAGCUGAACCGGGCCGUGUCCACCUCCCACCUGCUGGGCCCCUCGCCCCCCGCACCUCCCGCGACCAACGGCUACACGCGCCGCUUCACCCCGCAGAACGGCACCAAGGGCAUCAUGCAGCGGUUCAUCGCCAACAAGGGCAGGCUGCCCGCCGCCCCCACGCCGCCCACGCCGCCCGCGGCCAUCGCGCCGCCUCUGGUCUUCCCACCCGUCAUCUCGCCCAUCGUGAUCGCGCCCGCCGAGAUCACCCGGACGCCCGAUGGCAAGCCGGUUCGGAAGGGCUAUGUCCCCGUCGAAGAGAAGAUCCAGCGGGAGCUCCAGGAGAUGAAAAACCGCGAGCACGAGCUCCGGCGGAUGAGGCGGCAGCAGCGGCCCUUCGACAUCGACUUGACGGACAGCGACAGCGGCGCGGAGUCCGAGGAGGACAUCCCGCCGCCGGGCCGGCUCAAGGCCACCAAGUCCAUCGGCGAGCUGUACGAGGCGCUCGGCGAGGAGCUGCGGUCGCCGUCGCCGCGGAACAGCUCCGGCCACGAGUCGCUCGGCAGCCUCAAGCCGGCCAAGUCGCUGGCCGAGCUGUGCGAGCUGGCGCCGGGCCAGGAGUUCCUCGCGCCCAGCUCCACGCGCCUCAUCGCGCAGUGGGAAUCCAUGAUCCAGCAGAAGCAGGAGGCCGGCGCGGCCUAGCGCGGGCCGCGGUCGCGUUGGGAGUGCGAGUCGUCGCGUGUGAGUAGUCGGUGCGGACGCGUCGAUCCUCGCGUGUGUCCGCGGCGAGCUCGGCGGGCCGCGCGGGCCGCCGGCGAUAAUUAAAUUUGAGCGGGAGCCGUUUUCUCGGCCGAUCGAAUGUGGAGCGAUAAAUUUUCUCCCGAUCGCGAACAAUGCAAAUGAUGGUUAUCGGCGCAAUUACGUUUAGAAAGCCGAUACCGCGCGAUAAGGUUUCUUCCUAUUGUUCGUUCCGAAGAAAAACCGGCGCGUUUUUGCCGGCGCUUUCCACGUUGUCACAUGUAGUGGGUUCCCGCCGCACUCGCCAACGGCGCGCCCCGCGGCUGUGGGAACCGCGUCGUUUACUGUUGCGUUAAUUGCUCCGCGCGUUUCCCCCGGCCCCCGCUCGCCGCGGUAUGUUUUCGACUGAAAUUCGUUAAGCAGCACGACCAGGAAAAUGUGAACUUGUCUGCAAAAUUUAUUGAACACUGAACAGUCUUAAAAUAUUCAUUUUAGAACUUCAACUUUGAGAUUCAACCGACGACGAGCUAAACAGUUUAUCUCGUGUUCCCAAAAUGUUCAUCCCUAAUACGUUACAUUGUUUUAAGAAUGAGGGUUGAAAACCCAAGUGCGUAACAGAAAAUAACUAUUCGUUCGUGUAAAAAAAUGAAUCAUCCUCAGGUAUUUUCCUGGUCAGGCUUUAGUGUGUAAGUGUGAGCGCGGCCCCGCGAUACAAACGACAGUACAAUUCGUCCGUUCACUAUUGUAGCAUAAUAUUAUAAUAAUUUCCCGGUAAUGAGCCUGUGUCGCCUGACGCCUCGUACCGCCAGUCGCAGAUUAGCACUUUCACAACGAGAAUGUUAGGUGGAAGCCGACGUACGACUGGACAAUUUGCAGCAUGGUUUGAACACUACAAUUAUUGCGGUUUCACCCCCUAAAAUUUCAACUCACGUCCGAAAAUGUUUGUAAAAAAUAAGGCGUCCAUGUCGGUUAAAAAUAUAAAGACUAGACAGUAGACAAUGAUAAGUGAUAAGCAAAUUAAAUAUUUUUGAGUAGGACCUAAAAAUCUGCCCUGCGCACCGCCGCUAUUAUAGUCGAUGGUUGAAAAUUGAGGGGUUGAAACUUCGGUUGAAAUCGGAAUAAUCUAUGUGAUGGCUUACGUGAGUUGCGUAUCAGGGGACCAUGCUGAAAAUUAAUCAGUUUUUAUCUAAUUUGGGCUUCUACUAGUUGUUAGAAGCUGGCCUUCGUCUGUUGUAUAUAUUUCGGCAAAGUUUAACUUGUAAGUAGGAGAUGCUAUUAGUCAGUCCGCUCCCGGGGUGGAAGUUUCUACAGAAUUAUGUACUUAAAGAAAAUGGAUUUAUAAAUUAUUAGUAUUUGUAAGUAUGUGCCUUAUAAUGAAUACAAAAUAUUUAUAUUCUGCACAACGGAUAGAGUAAUUGCAUAAUACCUAAUGUUAAGAUAGAACCGAUGAUUUUUAACUUUUUGUACCGAUUGUCAUUUUGUAUUUUGAUGAUUUGUUUUCAUAUGUUUUGUAAUAAUAGUGUUAUGCCAAAAUUAUUUAAGUAACUUGCCUCGCUAUGUAUAAUUAUUUUUGUAUUUUAUCAUGAUGUUUUCGAAAGAUUGUUCUAAUAUUUUAUAUUUACGUCUAGGAUAUUAAAAUUUGAUGAGAAAAUAUU